AUGCCUCCUGACCCUGAUCUCGUGCAGUCGGUCUUUGAACGAGACGAUGACGACGAGGACACGUGUUGCGCCGUCUGCGGCGUGCUUCUGGACCGGCCCAAUGAGACAGAUAGCUUGGUCUACGCCUGGUUUGAAACAAUCGCAUUCCGCUUCGUGGACUCUCAGCUCGAGACCUUCUCACGAGAAGAGGUGGGUUUUCCAUGGAGUGGUGACGAAUAUCCAACAAACUGUGUCCAUAAUUGCAUGGAUGACUCGCCUAUUAUUGCCGUGCAUGUUAAGUGCUUCGAACUCCUGCAGAGGCUCGUACGCUCAAGGGAAAAGCAGCAAGAUGCAGGUGAUGAACCGCGAUCUCUUGAAGACUUUUGGAAAGUCUUCUGCAGCCGCAUUGAUGAUUACAAGCGCGGACCCUGCGGUCUGUUACACAGCUGGAUGUGCCAGCCCAGGAUCCUAGAACCUCAUGAAUACUACUUUCCCGCUUCCUGGGACACUUCCAACGAGCUGCAAUGGCCUACAGGCCAUCCCGAAGCCGAGGAAUUCGAGAUCGAGCCAUUUCCUAUCUCUGGACUAACCACGGCCAUAUUAUCAUUUCUGCAACCUCUCCCGGCGGGCCUUAGGACAUCUCACGUGGAAUACCUAACCGGAGCGGGCGCGGAAGCGGAGAUUAAGCUGCUGCGAUCACGACCGUUUGUGAAUCCGCCAGAGGAAUGUGUUCGCGCCCUACCGCCGACCUGUUGGCGAACCCUCGUGAUGGAAAGGCAUAUAUUUCCGUGGCUCUGGGAUCUCGAACACGCCUGUUUGCAAAUUACACCUCCGCACACUACUGAAAACCUCUCGGACGGUUCCCUGGCCUCCUACGAGGCGGAAAACUUCUGGGACUGGGAGUUGCUGGCUCGCCAACUGGCGCAGGUUGACAUUUUCCGGGAGGGAAGUCGAAUGGAGAGCGCACCACUGGGGCUACGAAACCGGCGAAGGAUCUGGAGAUUGCUAGAAGAAGCUCGUAUUGAUGACAUUGAGCCGUAUGCUGAUCGGAAAAUGUGGCAGAAGCAUUACAGAGACUAUGGUUGGCCAACGUGGGCGAAGGACCUUUAGUAACAUCUGAAGAAUAUCGGAGACAGAAAAAUCAUAGUCUGUGACCAUUUAGGAAGAUUCAAUAGGGCAUUCAAUCUGGACGUAGAGUUUGUCAUCGCCACAUUCGGUCGAAGCUCCAUCCCCCUGGUUGUAAACCAAUCGCGACACACAGGAGAAGGAAACUCCCCCAGAGCAGGUCACGGAACCUAGUUUAUCCGUGGCUGGUCCCUUGUAGUAACAGUUGGUAUACGUCUCCUGGACGAGAUCGAAUGGGCCCAAUGAUGUCGGGUACUGGGUAUCAGCAUCCCAGUAGUAGUCCUCUGGGCCGUAGACGAGCCCCUCCUCCUCACAGAUAACCGCCGGGUUAUAGCCAUGGUCGUACGUGGUCUCAUACGCCACCAAAUACCUUGCAUACUUUACCCAAUCCCCGGCAAGUCCGUCUUGACAACCUUGAACAUAAUGGACAGUGUAUUCGGAGGCCGGAUCGGACGGCCGUUUUCGUCGACCUGGGCCGUGAGGGCAGUAGCAGCCCGUUUCUUGGUCGACGCAUCAAGUGCCCAGCUGAGCUCAAUGGAUUUGGCGCAGGGGUUGUUAUCGCCAUGGAGGUCGUACUUGGUAAUGAGCGCUUGAAGGGCGUGGCCCAUGCUUUGCCAUGUCUCAACGUCUUUGGCCUUUUGUGCCGCCUGCUUCCCUUUUUCAAUGCCGGUUGCGAGAUCGUUUGUGAGUAUUCCGACCUGUGUCUUGGUGACCUCCAUCAUUUGUCCUAGACGAGUCGUGAUUAUCCAUUGUCGGUAUUUGGCUGCGAGGUCUUGGUUGAUGGAAUAGAUGGCGUUGUAGAUCCGGUUGUUGGUAGCAUCCAGAGGGCCAGGGAUAUUUUCCAAGGUCCAAAU
This is a messenger RNA of Aspergillus calidoustus, 1958 nucleotides long. The record is from the annotation of a GenBank genome assembly. Lineage: Eukaryota; Fungi; Ascomycota; Eurotiomycetes; Eurotiales; Aspergillaceae.